AUGUCAUCAUUUUGGAUUAACGACGAGGACAAGGGAAUUAGCACCAAAUACUGGAUAUAUCUUGAAGGAGUCUCGCUCGACUUUGAUUCCAGUUGGACCCCGGAGUCAGAGGUCCGGAUUUACAAGCGAAGCACAAGAUAUGAGGUGGAAGAUCUCUGCCUGCGCAUGCAUGAUUGCCCAAGAUCCCUGGUGUGGAAACCUUCUAUCAGUCGGCAUAGGUUUUUCGCUCAGAACGACGUGAUGGUGGAGUACAAAGGGCACGACGGUGGCCUAACAUGGACCGGCGUUAUCGCUGGAUGGAAGCAGGUUGUGGACCUUGCAGGAGGGGCCAUAUAUCAGGGCGGUAUUGCACACUUGCAGAUCGGACGGCAGUUGGGGCUUGGGACAAGCACAGUGAAUUUGAUUGUUCGCAGGACCUUUCAUUAUGACAGAGGUGAAUGUUUCAAACUGAGCGUUGUCAUGGAAUAUAUCAAUCGCGAUGAGUGGAGUUGUAUCCUUGAAUAUCAACAACGUUGCUCUGAAAUGUACUGCAAUGACAGUAUUGCUGAGGCCCCUCUUGGAUGGCGAGGGAACGAACGCAUCAUCGAAGAAAUGCCCAAAUCCCGCUACCAAAAAGAUCAAAAGGAUGUCGCCGACGUCCUCAGACACAUCGCCCAUGAAUCCAUGCCUCUCGUCCUCAAAUAUCGACAUGGUAUGCACCUCGUGAGCUACAAUGAGCACGUUGCGCUCUCCCACAUGUUCGGGUGA
Messenger RNA from Pleurotus ostreatus (oyster mushroom), 747 nucleotides. RefSeq lists its product as uncharacterized. The record is from RefSeq and is a predicted model, not a curated record. The transcript is spliced from 6 exons. The coding region runs from base 1 to 747 and encodes 248 amino acids. NCBI's taxonomy places the organism in Eukaryota, Fungi, Basidiomycota, Agaricomycetes, Agaricales, Pleurotaceae.